UCCCGGCCCCCUCCUCCAAGUUCAAUCCACACACAAUCAAAUCGAUGUUUAUACUGUCGUUUGGUAACUCUGAUUAAUCAUUAUUAUUAUUCCUCUAAUCGUCGUUUUAUUUUCGCUAAUUUCUUCAAUUUAUCCUUUUGAUUUUGUUUCGGUUUGCUCAACGUCGUUGUUAGGGUUUUGAUCCGAUUACGAUUCGCUAUUCCAAUUCUCGCUCUCGCUCUAUUUGCUGAGUUAUAUAUUAAGCGGCAAUACUCCUUUAAUCUUCAGGGUCUGGCGUGUUACUGCAGUUAGGAUAUACGAAUUUGCUUUAUAAGCAUCAAUAUGGGACAUUGCUUGACUAAGAAUCAACAAGACAAAGACGAGUCUGAUCAUCAUGUUGAUUUUGCUGGUGCAAAUGUGACUGUCAUUACUACCAAAGAGAGCUGGGACCAAAAGCUAUCAGAAGCUAGUAGAGAUGGCAAGAUUGUGGUUGUAAACUUCAGUGCUACAUGGUGUGGUCCUUGUAGAAUGAUGGCACCAUUUUAUCGUGAGCUAUCCGAGAAGUACCCUUCUUUAAUGUUCCUGGUGGUAGAUGUUGAUGAACUAAUUGACUUCAGCACUUCAUGGGAUAUCAAAGCCACGCCUACUUUCUUCUUCCUUAAAGAUGGGCAGCAAGUUGACAAGCUGGUGGGAGCGAACAAGCCAGAGCUACAGAAGAAGAUAAUUGCUGCUUCAGACUUAGUUCCGCACGUUCAAAAUUAAUUGUUAUAAUCAAUGUCUCUGUUUCAGCCAGAGGCCAGUGGCCCUUGUAGGUAUGUUGAAUGGUUGUUUGAGUACUUCAUUGUGAGAAUUUUUCAUUUGUAUAUUAAUGCAAUUUUCAUGUAAAAAUUAGGAAUGCGUAUGGCAACUUUAUCCCUGUUUUUGUGGACUGUUGAAUUAGGAAUGUAAGAGUUAUUUUCAUUGCAACUAUUUAGCCAUUUAUAUUGUG
Messenger RNA from Pistacia vera, 967 nucleotides. Its product is annotated as thioredoxin H-type. NCBI's taxonomy places the organism in Eukaryota, Viridiplantae, Streptophyta, Magnoliopsida, Sapindales, Anacardiaceae. Bases 322 to 741 code for a protein of 139 amino acids. The record is from RefSeq and is a predicted model, not a curated record. The transcript is spliced from 5 exons.